AUGAGGAAAGUUGGACAGAAGGAAGGUUUUAAAUUUCAUCACAGAUGCAGCAGCAUGAGGCUUAACCACUUGGUUUUUGCAGAUGACCUGAUGAUGUUUGCUUGUGGGAACAGGAGAUCAUUAUCACUAUGCUCAAGAGCUCUUAAAACUUUCUACCUGGUGUCUGGUCUACAAGCAAAUGAAGAGAAAACAGUAAUCAUGUUUGGAAUCCCUCUUAACUCUAAAUAUCUCAGAGCUAGAGAUUUUGAUGUGCUCAUAGAUAAAAUGAUGGCUCGGGUUCACUGUUGGGCAAGCAGAAACUUAUCUUUUGCAGGCAGAGUAGUCCUAAUCAAUGCAGUUCUGAUAAGUUUUUACUCUUUCUGGGCUCAGUAUGUUUUGCUUCCUAAAAGGGUUAUUGACAGAAUUAAUCAACCAAGGAAAGCUGGAGGCCUCGGUACUCGAGAUUGUUUCUUGUGGAAUAAGGCAGCCCUAGGAAAGCAUGUUUGGAGUAUUGCAUGCAAGAAGGACUCAUUGUGGGUAAAAUGGGUCCACAAUGUCUAUAUAAAGAAUAAGAGCUGGUGGGAUUAUAAACCUAGUAAAGGUUCAGGAUGGGGAUGGAAGAGAAUUUACAAGAUUAAGGAUGAAAUGAAGCCUGGGUUUUUGAGCAAGCAAUGGACUGAAACAGGCUACUCUAUCAAAGAAGGUUACAACUGGCUGCAAGGGAAUAGUCAGGAGGUGGCCUGGACAGGUUGGAUGUGGAAUGCUUUCAAUGUACCAAAACAUUCUUUCAUUGCCUGGAUUGCAAUUCAUGACAGAUUACGACUCAAGAGCAGGUUAUACAAAUCGGGAAUCUGUGACAAUGAUAAAUGCUUAUUAUGCGAUGUGCAUCCUGAAACUAUACAACAUCUAUUCUUUGAGUGCAAUUAUAGUAAGAUCUGUUUGAAGAAUAUUUGCUCUUGGUUGGGAAUGCAAAGCAGGAACAACUCCUAUUGGCAGAAGGCAGUCAUUCACCCGGAAAAGAUCUGCAAAGCAAUCAAAUUAGAGACCAUGGAAAGAAGUCAACAAAUGAUCACCAGGCAGUGGACAACAGAACAAGCUAAAUGGCUAUGUCAUCUUCGAAGAUCUGCCUAA
Molecule: messenger RNA, 1110 nt
Organism: Chenopodium quinoa (quinoa)
Lineage: Eukaryota; Viridiplantae; Streptophyta; Magnoliopsida; Caryophyllales; Amaranthaceae
Exons: 4
Coding region: 1-1110 (369 amino acids)
Source: RefSeq, a predicted model, not a curated record